AAGUGGGCCUGAACCGAUACAACUUAAACCACCUUGAGUCUGUUAUACUUCAUUAAGGCCCAUUGUAUAUACCCCGGCCCAACUUAAUUAUUUGAUGUAUAUAAUGACUAGUAGGUUGUACAUUGAACACUUUUGCCAUUUUUCAUUCUGAUAUGAAUAAGAAAGACUACAUUUUAUUUUGUUUUCUCUCUCUUUAGAAAGUUCUCAUGAACUAGGGUUUUCUCAAAGUCGAUUUCUAUCUCUUCCGCUUCUAUAUAAGUUUACAUGGUAUCAGAGCAAUAGAUCCUGAUAGAUCUGGUUGUUAUCUUUCGGCCAGUAUUAACCUCAAAGUUUUGCGAUUUGAUUAGGGUUUCAAAAUUGGUUUUUCUUCAAUUUUUUUGGUCGAUUUUCGAGUUCGAAGGAAAUUUGAGCUGAUUUUCUGGUAGAUCUUUUAAUUCUCGUUGGUGCAGUGUUGACCUCGAAGUUGUAUAUUUGAUGUUCGAAGUUGAAUUUCUGUUCUUCUGGUGAGUUUCUGUGUUUGUUGACAUUGAAAUUGGUCGAACAAGGCUUUUACUUCUUGAAGUUGUGAAAGAAGGCUGGUAAUAUCUCUCUUCUCGAACUAAUCCUAGGGUUUCAAUAUUGUUACUUGUUGCAAUGAAUUCUGUUGCUGCAAACACUUCGCAAAGAUCUACACAAAUAUCUCACACUCACCCACUUUACCUCCAUCUGUCUGACUACCCUAGAAUGGUCCUUGUUACCACACCUUUCAAUGGGACUGGUUAUGGUAGUUGGCGGAGAGGAAUGCUUAUUUCUAUAUCUGCAAAACGAAAAUUAGGGUUCAUAAAUGGAAAAGUAGACAAACCUGCUAAUACUGACCCUCUAUAUGAUAACUGGGUAAUGUGCAAUGAUAUGGUUAUCGCGUGGAUUCUUAAUAGUCUCGAUAAAGAGAUUGUAGACACUGUAAUGCAUACAGAAACUGCAGAGGAUAUAUGGAAGGAAGUUGAGAAACGGUAUGGUUAAGCUAGUGGGACUAAAGUGUUCCAAAUUAGGAAGGACAUCUCGUCCAUUUCUCAGGGUUCUUCCUCUAUAGCCUCAUAUUUCAAUAGAAUUAAGAAAUUGUGGGAUGAGUUGACUAUAUUUGUUGUUUAUCCACCUUGUACAUGUGAUUUUAAAGAUGAAUGGGUAAAAUUGGAAGGGGAUCAAAGGGUGCAUCAGUUUUUAGCUGGACUAAAUGACUCUUAUGCUGGAAUUAGAAGGAAUAUCCUAAUGAUCAAACCCCUUCCUGAUUUAGAUAGUGUGUAUUCUAUGUUGAUUCAUGAUGAGCAACAAUCUGAACUUCAAGCUGCUCUUCCUUCCUUUGCCGCUGAAUCCACUUCUUUCUUUACUACUUGGGGAACUAAGCCUUUUUCUCAUAAGGUUAACUUUGAACCUAGGAAAUUUAACAAUGAACCUAGAAAGUUUAACAGUAAUAACAACUAUCCUCAAGCUGAUCCUAGAAAGUUUAACAAUUACCCUUCACCUCAAGGUCUUUUUUGUAAGUAUUGUAAGAGACCUGGACAUGUCAUUGAAAAGUGUCACAGGCUACAUGGUUAUCCUCCCAAUUUCCAAUUUUCCAAAGGGAAGAAGACUGUUGCUUGUGUUCAGGGUAUGGAAAUGUCUUUUCCUCAGGGUGAUUCUUCUGGUUCAGUCCCUAAUGCUGCUUCUCCUCAGUCCUAUGGUCCGGAUUCUAGUUUACAUGGUUUUAGUUAGGAGCAGCA
Messenger RNA from Lycium ferocissimum, 1736 nucleotides. RefSeq lists its product as uncharacterized. The coding region runs from base 1246 to 1728 and encodes 160 amino acids. The transcript is spliced from 2 exons. The record is from RefSeq and is a predicted model, not a curated record. NCBI's taxonomy places the organism in Eukaryota, Viridiplantae, Streptophyta, Magnoliopsida, Solanales, Solanaceae.